This is a messenger RNA of Aureobasidium subglaciale EXF-2481, 1528 nucleotides long. RefSeq lists its product as uncharacterized. Gene Ontology annotation, biological process: L-ascorbic acid biosynthetic process. Bases 112 to 1056 code for a protein of 314 amino acids. The transcript is spliced from 2 exons. Gene Ontology annotation, molecular function: calcium ion binding; gluconolactonase activity. Lineage: Eukaryota; Fungi; Ascomycota; Dothideomycetes; Dothideales; Saccotheciaceae. The record is from RefSeq and is a predicted model, not a curated record.
AUGCCAUCAUAAUGAGGUCGUGUCUCACCCUCGACGAUAGCAACUGAGAGGUGACCUAUUCUGUUUGUAGUCUUCUAACCCUCACGACAAUCAUAUUACACGAGCCUGAAUAUGUCAAACAUCAAGCUAAUCAAGGUUGCCGAACCUUGGCUCAAGACCUCAUGCGAGCUGGGUGAGGCUCCGUUCUGGGACAAGAAGAGCAACACGUUGCGUUUUGUCGACAUCAUCAAGAAGCAGCUUCAUGUCGUGAAUCUCGACGAAGGUCCUUCGUCGCACAAGACAAUCGACCUUCCGUUCUCCAUCGGUUGCACUGCCAACAUCGAGGGUAACGAUGAUGAAUUCAUCUUUGGUGGAAAGGACGGAUAUGGUAUCGCGAACAAGAAAACCGGGCAGCCCAAAUACAUCAAGAAGUUCUGGUCUGAAGAGGAAGUACAGAGCGGCAAGGCGCAUCGCUCGAGAAGCAACGACGGCUCAGUCGAUAGCCAUGGCAGAUUCUAUGUUGGAACCAUGAACGACCCUACGAUUGUAGGCGAGCCUGGCCCGGAGGGCGUUUUGUUCAGACUCGAUCCAGACCUCAGCCUCCACAGAAUCAAAGAGCCCGUUACUAUUCCGAACGGAAUGUCGUGGACUCUGGACAACAAAACCAUGUACAUCACCGAUUCACCCACUGGCAAGAUAGAGGCUUACAACUACGAUGUUGAGUCUGGCAAGGUCGAUCUUACGACUGGACGUCCUUUCUUUACGUGCCCGAUCGAGGGCGGCGUUCCAGAUGGCCACUGUCAAGAUGCAGAGGGCCAUUUCUGGGUCGCUAUGUUCGGCACAAGCAAGGUUGUGCGGGUGAGUCCGGCAGGUCAGAUCGUGACCGAAAUCACAUUGCCAACACGUUGCGUGACCUGCCCUGGCAUCGCUGGCGAAGACCUCUACAUUACAAGUGCAGCAGAAGAGGACCCAGACAAGUAUCCCGAGAGCGCAAAACUUCAGGGAGCGACAUUCAAGGUUCCGAUCGGCGUUACAGCUGCUCCCAUCAAUGAGUUCACAAUGCUGGCUAAGGCAUGAUAUGUGGAGGGAAUCGCGGACGGGGCGGACAUGGCCGGCUCUAGAUUGCACACGUGGUGGGGGACCUGCAAUAUUACUAGAAAUAGAAGGACCAAAGAACAGAGAAAUCGCGCUCCUCGAUGUGUAGCUCUUCUCGGCCAAUUCUAGAAGGGCGGAAACUUCGGGACGGAACUAGCAUUUCGCCCGUGUUUGAUGCAAGAUUCGCAAGAGUGCCCACACUUCAUCAGCUUGUCACGAUCGCACAUGGCGUGCUUAGACCUGAAUGCAACGGUGACGACCUCGACUGGCUGUUUUUGCAAUUUCCGAUUUACAGGCCAGGAAAAGUCGAUUCAAUUGUACCUGGUUUCAAUGUCUUGGUCAGCAGCACGCGUCGAUAUCAAUGAAGAUCAUCAGAGAACACACAGAUUCGCGGCACCGGAUAGACCUGAAAUAGAUGGAUGGCUUCAACUCUAACCAGGGGGUUCAUGUACUG